CGCCGGCCCGGCCGGCCGCCUGUCAGAAGGAGGCGGAGGGCGGGAGGCAGGGAUGGUGCGGCUGCGGGCGUCGGCGUCUCCGUCUCCGUCUCCUUCUCCGUUCCGGUCUCUCGGCUUGACUCGUCUCGGCUGGACUCGGGGCCGGACGCCGCGCUUACCCCCAGCGCUAGCGCGCGAGUGACCGCCUGACUGAAUGAAUGACCGGCCGGGGCCGCCGCUGCCGCGCGCGCCAUGAGAAGCCUGCCCAGCUUGGGGGGCAUCGCCCUGCUCUGCUGCUGCGUGGCCGCCGCCGCCACCACCUCAGUCCCCACCACAGCCUCCGCCUCCCCCGCCGCCUCUGCCGCUGGGACGGUACCAACCCCCUCAGGCGGACGGGACCGCGCCCCCUCGCCUCCCCCCUCCGGAGCCGCCGACGCUGGCGGUGACGGGGAACUGGACCGGAGUGCUGCGAAGCAGGUGGAGGAGCCGGACAGUCACGCCCCCAUCACGGUCAGCGCGACCGCCAGUCCAGCGGCAGAGGGGACCCCUGAGCUCGAGCCGGAGCCCACGCCCCGCGGGACCGAGGCCGCCCCCACGGGCCCCAGCAACGCCCUGACCACAGCCCCCCAGGUCCUGACCCCGACCCCAACUUUGAUUCCGACUACGACGACCCAGAUCGUGGCUACGACGCAGACAGCGACCCUGACCUUGACCCCGUCUGUGCUCUGGAGCAGCCCUUCGCCCACCCCACCUGCGGACCAGCCUGGCAAGCCCGCCAGCCCCACGCCCAGAGAACACAUGUGUAACUGCAGUAUGGUUGGGAGCCUGGAUGGAAAUCGAUGCAACCAAACCACAGGGCAGUGUGAGUGUCUUCCAGGCUACAAAGGGCUUCACUGUGACUCCUGUGAGGAGGGCUUUUAUCCAACCAGCACCCAUGUCCAAGGGCUCUGCGUAUCUUGUGGCUGCAACCCCCAUGGAGCCAUCAGCCCAACUUGUAGCAGCUCUGGGAAAUGCCAGUGUAAAGUGGGCAUUGGAGGUUCCAAAUGUGACCGAUGCCAAGAUGGGUAUUAUGGCUUCGAUGAGAAUGGCUGUCUGCCCUGCCAAUGCAAUAAUCAGUCUGUCACUUGUGAUGCCUUCUCAGGUACCUGUUUGAACUGCCAAGGAAACAGCAAAGGAGACCACUGUGAAGGAUGCAAAGAUGGUUUUUAUAAGAGUCCUACUGCCUUCCAUAAAUGUCUUCGGUGCCCUUGUUCAGCAGUGACAUCUACUGGCAGCUGUUUCAUACAUCCAGGGGAGUUGGUGCCUAAAUGUGAUCAAUGCAAAGAGGGUUAUACAGGCCCAAACUGCAAUGCCUGUGAAAAUGGCUAUUACAACUCUGACAGCAUCUGUAUAAAGUGUGAGUGUGGUGGUCAUGUAGACUCUAUUAAGACUCCUAAGAUCUGCAAGCCAGAGAGUGGUGAAUGCAUUGACUGCCUCCACAAUACUACUGGUUUUCACUGUGAGAACUGCUGGGAAGGCUAUGUCAGAGACCUCAAAGGAAACUGCUUCAAAAAAGAAAUUGUUGUUACUACGACUGAAGGGGCUACCACUUUGGUUUCUAAUGCCACUUUGUCUACAUCACCACCCACUGUGGUUGCAAAUAGUACAUUUACCCCCACCACUCUACAGCCCAUCUUUUCAAUGGGAUCUUCUGAAAACAGCACCUCAGCAUUAGCUGAUGUAUCAUGGACUCAAUUCAACAUCAUCAUUUUGACAGUCAUCAUCAUUGUAGUGGUCCUGCUCAUGGGAUUUGUGGGGGCUGUGUACACAUACAGGGAGUAUCAAAACCGAAAACUCAAUGCCCCCUUUUGGACCAUUGAACUGAAAGAGGACAACAUCAGCUUCAGCAGUUACCAUGACAGCAUCCCCAAUGCUGAUGUGUCUGGCUUAUUGGAAGAUGAUGGAAAUGAGGUGGCUCCCAAUGGACAGCUAACACUCACAACUCCCAUACAUAACUACAAAGCUUAAGACCAGAACAGAGUGAACCAAAUUCCUCUAAUGUUGUGAAAACUACAGUGCUUAUUGAAGGGAGCAGCAACAGCAACAGCAGCAGCAGUAGCGGUGGUGCCCAGGGGUAGAGCCUGGCCUUGCUUGCUUGCUGAAAAAGCAAAGGUGUGUAGUGGAUCCCAAAAUUUCAGGUAAAAAUUUGUAAUGCCUUCAGCCUGUCAUCCUUCAUUUCCCCAAGAAGAUCCAUAGAAUUCAUUGUUGUUAAGGACUUGAAGCAAAGUAUAUUUUUGUACCCAGCCAUGCAGGAGUGUGUAGCAAGACCAAACUCUGUAGUGAAUCUCGUAUCCAACUUCCUGAGAAGCUCCUGGGGAAGCCAGUGUCCAACAAGCAAUCUGCCACAGGAUGAUUGAUGUUUCUUUAGGAGGAAAAGGACUGUUGGAAGUCUUCAUAUACAUUCCUAAUACACAUUUCUUUUCAAGGUGGGGCAGGGAUGGAUCUCCAUUUUACUCUUCUGAGAGAUUUCAAUGAGAAAAAACUGAUGAGCCACAAGCAUUGCAAUAAGCAGUUCUCUAUUGUUUCUGGAAUCGGGGACAAAUGAAUCCUAAAGGAGAUUCCUGGAAAAAUUCUCCUUACUGAAUUAUCACCUAGUGAUAUAAUACAGUGCAGGGUGAGAUUCUUGGGCUGGAAGAGAGAAUGAAGCAGUAUCCAUGAUGAGGAAGCUGAUGGUCCCCCUCAGGGUCUCAGUUUGUUAUCAAUGCCCCAGCCUUCCUAGAAACAGUGUGUAUAUAGACAGUGUAGCAUAUCUUAUCAACAUUGCAUUUGUAACUAUUUGUAAAAAAAAUCAUGUCAUAUUUUAUCAUUUAGAAUUUAUUUGUACAGCAGAAGUUAGUGGCAUUGUAAAAAAGAAAAUACAAGAAUUGGUUAAAAUACUGUAAAAUAGAUGGCAAUAUUGCUGGAGCUGGGACUCUGGUAAAUAUCGAUCAUUUUAAGUCCCUCUAUGGACGUCAUGGGCAAUUUUUAAGAAGUUGAGUAUUUCUUUUCUAUUAUCUUCUCACCCUUCAGUCCCUCCUUCCUGCAGUUCAGCCUUAGAAUCACCCACCUUUUGACUUUAAAAGGAUGUGAAUAGUUAAAUAUAGUCAAGAAAUAAGGUUCGAUUUUGAAGUCAUGGGCUACCUUGGAUUGCAAAACCUUGUCACUUCUCAAAGAGAUACUAUCUCACCCUUUGUAAGCAUCUAAUUUUACAUCAUGUAGAUGAAUGUAAAAUGGUAGUUAAUAUAUAAAUUUCAUUUUGCUAGUAUCCUCCUGGAUGUAAAUGGUAGUCUAACGAAAGAAAUGGAGAAAUCCUCAUUUCAAAAGAAAUGAAAGGUUAUUGUCACAUCACCAGGGGCUCCUUCUAUUCCUGUCUGUAAAAUAUCUAUAUUUUGAUUUCCCCCCUUUCAAAAAAAAUGUUCUCACUCAAAUGUUUUGGGCCACUGUGCCAAUUUUGAUUUGCUUAUGAUGACAUGUAACAAGCUGUUCAAUUUGCAUGGGCUCUUUACUUCUCAUGCUGCAUAAUGGGGAAUUUGGGGCUGGGGCUGGGGCUGGAGGAAUAUAAAGUGCUAACUAACUAGAACAUAUAUUGGUCCAACCUUUCUUCACACAUCACUCCAAGAGUGACUAUAUGUAUGAAGUAGCUAUGCAGCAAAGUGUCCAAACACUGUCCCUACUUUAAGAUAUCCUUAGAAAUCAGGUUGCAAAGCAUAUUACAAAAAAGUAAAGUCUUGGCUGAAUGUAAGCCAUUUGGAAAUAGGUUUAAACCAUCAAUCAAGCUGAUUUUUUAAAAGAUUGAGAAGUAAAGGAAGAAGGAGCAGGAUAUAUAGGGAAAGGUCCUGGACAGACCUACAUCCUGACUCCUGCUCUGUGGAUAAUUAGCUGUAUGACUUAACUAAAUCACUAAACAUCUAUGAACCUGAAUUUCCUUAUCUCUAAGAAAAGACAAUUCAGCUGCAUAAACUCUAAGGUCCCUUUUAGGUAUGGAAUUCUUUGAUUCUAAGUACUGAUAUCAAUAAGCAAAAUGGAAUGAGCAGUGUGGCAAAAGGGGAAUUCAAGUAGACUUAUUUGGCUGGUUCAAAUAUAAGAUACUAAUUACUGCUCUGCAGAAGUUCUUCCAGGUCAGUCCCUUGACUUUGCUGGUAUUUUACUUGGUACCUAGUCUUGUUACUUACUGCCUCUGGCUCAAUAGCAGUUGCUUGGGGGAGAACAGAUGGUCAAUUUCUACAUUCGGUCAUGUCCAACAGAAAUAGGGGGAAAUUGCAUAGACAGGUGAAGUCAUCUGUAAGGAUUUUCCAUUGUUUUAGAGGAACAUGCCAUUGAUGAGCUCCAGUCUGUGGUUGGACUACACUGAAACUGAUGUUGAUUCUAUUUCUGAUACUAAUAAGAUGUCCACCUUGCCACUAUUAAAACAAAACAGACAUGAGAAGAAUUCAGUCUUUGCAAAUAGAAUUAAACCAGUUAGGAAAUGAGGUGAAUUUCGGUCUUCUAAAAGUUCAAUCCAGGCAGUCAGUACUUUUAUUCAUAUAUGGAUACCAGAAUAAAGCUCUUAAAAGGAACUAUAAACAAUUGAAUGUACUUAUCUACUACUUUCCUCAUUCCCUCAUACACACCAUUGUGUGUAUGUAACUCCAGCCAAUGAAAUAUCUUUUAAUGUUUUAGUAUCACCUAGCCUUGCUCUUAGAAAUGAUUCUUUAUUGUAAUAAUCAGUUAAAAUAUGAUCCAUAACUUACAAUAGUAUGCAAAAAACAAUUUUUAAAGUCAGAAGUCCUGGAGUUUAUAAUUUGACAAACUAACAAAUGAAUAUGACUUCUCUGCACAUCAUCAACUCCUAUAAGGGAAAAACUAUAGGAUAGAGAACAUGAUUUGGAAAGUCCAAUGGUUGGAAGGAUCCAGAUGUUAAAACCUUUAGGAAUUAGCAUAUCACUAAAUAUACAAAACUACCUUAUGUGAAUUUGAUUGGGAAAAGAGCAGAUGCUGACUACUACCAGGUGAUGACUUCAUCUCUGCCACCUCUGUCAUCAUUUCAGGAAGUAGAUUCCCAAAUGGGGUCAGGUCUAGGCAAAUUUGCUAAAUAGAUCAAUUUUAUCCUGAGUGUUUACUAUAUGCAAGGCAUUGCAUGCUCUGCUGAAUAUCAUUCACCUUUUUUUUUUGUUCUCGACCUUUUGGACCCCAAAUAUCCAGCAAUCUCCAGUCACUUGGCUUUUUCCACUUAUGGAGAACUCAUUCAUUGAUGAAUUCAUUCCAUUAUCUUAGAAACUCAAUAUGUUACCCACAAUCACAUGUUUGUGUUUUAAAAGAGGAUAGUGGAUGUUGGGGAUAGAAGGGAAAGAUUUUUGGAUUGAGGACAUUAAAUCAUACCACAUAUAUAAGUCUACUGUGCCCACCAUUCUGGCCUCAGAGAGCCUAGGAAAUUCACAUCCUGACUAGGAUUCUUCCUCUUAAUUAGGGACCUAAAGCAAUGACCCUUACUUUGCAUCUUGAAUUGAAAUUAACUCUAUAGGACAUUUAGUUUGGGCCUGUAGAGAUAAGAGGCCGGGGGUACUUCCUAGGAUAUUUGUUUAUCUAUGUUCUCAUCCCUCAAGGAAAUUCUUUAUCAAGGAACAUGUAUCAUCAUUUGAAUUACUUACCAUCAUAUACUGAGCAUCAUCUAGUUCAUGUGCAUUAAGAAAAUAAAACUCACUCAUUCAUGGAAAAGUUCUAAAAGGCAUUUCUUAGGGCAGAAAGGUUAGAAUAGUCCAGAGAAGGAAAAGAAACCCUGACAAGUAUUCCAAAAAUUCUUAGUAUGUGGAGAGAUGGUUGGUCUUAUUUGGGGGUUGGGGGGGAUUGGUAAUAGGAGGGUAAUUUAGAGGGGUGAAAGUCCACACUCUGAAUAUCAGCUGAUGUCUGCCCAGGGGAAAAGCAAGAGCCAUUUUCACUAAUAGGAACUUCUCUGAAAGAACCAAAUGAUAUCCUAGGGACCAAAGGCUUUUGCUCAAUAAGGUAUCAGUGGUUGAAUGAAGUAUUUUCCAAGGCUUUUGUCAUUGUAUCCUUAUUCCAUCAGAUGCAAGUCAUACUUACACAUACUAAAUAUCUUAUAGCAACUAAAAGACAUGAAGCCAGGUCCCAAGCCUAAAUCAAACUAAAUGAUUUAAAGCUAAAUUUGAUUUAAAGGCGCAAGAACUCUGCUAGUCAUCCAGUCAACUUAUUGUGAUAUAUGUGUCUCUGAAGCAACGAAUGAAUUUCUCUUUAUCUCACUAAAAUCCUAAUGCAGAUUUACAAAGAUGUCUCACACAUUUACUGUACUAGCUUCAAAAUAAAUUUCUAAAAAUGUGUAUGAUUUGAAUAUAUGAAAGAUUUAUACAAGAGUGUUAUUUAAAAUGAUUAAAAAUAAAUGUAUAUAAUUUGUACCUAUUGUA
Dromiciops gliroides (monito del monte) is the source of this 6392-nucleotide messenger RNA. It is a transcript of the gene MEGF9, whose product is annotated as multiple EGF like domains 9. The transcript is spliced from 6 exons. The record is from RefSeq and is a predicted model, not a curated record. Gene Ontology annotation, biological process: axon guidance. Gene Ontology annotation, cellular component: basement membrane. Gene Ontology annotation, molecular function: extracellular matrix structural constituent. Lineage: Eukaryota; Metazoa; Chordata; Mammalia; Microbiotheria; Microbiotheriidae. The coding region runs from base 232 to 1986 and encodes 584 amino acids.